This is a messenger RNA of Octodon degus (degu), 3090 nucleotides long. RefSeq names its product zinc finger protein 709-like. Gene Ontology annotation, biological process: regulation of transcription by RNA polymerase II. Gene Ontology annotation, molecular function: RNA polymerase II cis-regulatory region sequence-specific DNA binding; DNA-binding transcription factor activity, RNA polymerase II-specific. The record is from RefSeq and is a predicted model, not a curated record. The transcript is spliced from 4 exons. Gene Ontology annotation, cellular component: nucleus. NCBI's taxonomy places the organism in Eukaryota, Metazoa, Chordata, Mammalia, Rodentia, Octodontidae. Bases 77 to 2194 code for a protein of 705 amino acids.
AGUGCGCUGCAGAGCUGCCGUGGUCCGCGUGUGUGACGCAGCCUUUGUGGAAGCUAACCCAGCGGAUCCCGCGCCGAUGGCCAGCACGCGUUGCAACAAGGAGGCGGUGACCUUCGAGGACGUGGCUGUGAACUUCUCCCGGGAGGAGUGGGCGCUGCUGGAUCCGCCCCAGAGGAAGCUCUACCGAGACGUGAUGUGGGAGACCCUGAGGCACCUGGCCGCCGUAGGAAGGAGCUCAGAUGACCAGCAAAGUGAAGAUGAGUUCAGAAACUUCCAGAAGCGUGUAAGAAGCGAAGAGGUAGAGAAAGCCUCUCAAUAUACAUUAUGGUAUCAACAUGGAGAAAUGGAUUCUCGGACUCCAGAUACAAAUGUGCACAUGAAAGUUGUUGGUAUAAACCCCGGUGAAAGCCUUUCCUCCAUGAGGCCCCUGGCUGGUCUUUCAUCAGGAGAUGGGCCCAUCCUGGCGAACACUGCACUCAAACGAUACAGGCAGCAGGGAUUUCAAGAGAAGCUGCCUACCUGUAACAAACAUGGCAGGAUCUACACAGAGCUCCAGUCCUUCUGGAAACAUGCAAGGACAAGUCCUGGGGAAAAACCCCUUGAUUAUAUGCCAGAUGUAAAAUCCUAUUCUGAUUACCCUGAAGAAGGUACCAUUGAAGAGAAGUCAGAUGUGAUAUUCAUUACGCCUAUCAAUAUUCAAAUCAGGGAACGAAGUCACAGUGAAGUGAUUACCUAUAUAUAUGUACCAUUAAAAGGUUUUGAUUCUUACCAUGAAGUUCAGACGCAUGAAAAAGCUGAUUCUGGAGAAAAAUCCUGUAGACACUAUGUAAAGUCAUUCACUAGCAGUUCGUUGGAUAAUCAUGAAAGAAUUAACAUUGGAGAGAAACCCUAUGCAUGUAAGCAAUGUGGGAAAACUUUCAGCAGAAAAGAGAAUUGUCAAGAGCAUGAAAGAACCCACAGUGGAGAAAAACCCUACAUAUGUAAGGAUUGUGGGAAAGCUUUCAGCACACAAAGAAAAUGUAAAGUACAUGAACGGAUUCACAGUGGGGAGAAACCCUAUGUAUGUAAGCAGUGCGGGAAAGCUUUCAGCACAAGCGGUAAUUGUCGAACACAUGAAAGAAAUCACACUGGGGAGAAACCCUAUGUAUGUAAGCAGUGCGGGAAAGCUUUCAGCAAAAGUAGCACUUGUACAAUCCAUGAAAGAAUUCACACAGGAGAGAAACCUUACGUAUGUAAACAAUGUGGGAAAGCUUUCACCACCCAUGAUAUUUAUCGAAUACAUGAAAGGACUCACACUGGGGAGAAACCCUAUGUAUGUAAGCAGUGUGGAAAAGCUUUCAGCAAAAGUAGUACUUGUCGAAUUCAUGAAAGAAUUCACACUGGAGAGAAGCCCUAUGUAUGUAAGCAGUGUGCGAGAGCUUUCAGGACAAAAGAAGGCUGGCAAAUACAUGAAAGGACUCACACUGGUGAGAAACCAUAUGCAUGUAAGCAAUGUGGCAAAGCUUUCAGCACAAAGUGUGAAUGUCAAACUCAUGAACGGAUCCACACUUCAGAGAAACCCUAUGUGUGUGGACACUGUGGAAAAGCUUUUAGCAGAAAAUGUAAUUGUCGAGUACAUGAAAGGACUCACAGUGGUACAAAACCGUAUGUAUGUAAGCAGUGUGGGAAAGAUUUCAGAACAAAAGUAGGUUUGCAGUCGCAUGAAAUGUCGCACACUGGUGAUAAACCCUAUGAGUGUAAGCAGUGUGGCAAAACUUUCAGCACGAAGGAGUAUUUCCGAACACAUGUAAGAAGGCAUGUUGGUGAGAAACCCUGUGCGUGUAAGCAGUGUGGCAAGGCUUUCAGCACAACCUGUGAGUUUCAAACUCAUGAACAGAGUCACACUUCUGAGAAACCCUAUGCAUGUACACACUGCGGAAAAGCUUUUAGCCAAAAGCGUUAUUGUCAAGUACAUGAAAGGACUCAUACUGGUGGUAACCCGUAUGUAUGUAAGCAUUGUGGGAAAGCUUUCAGAACAAAAGUAGGUUGGCAGUCACACGAGAUGACACACACUGGUGAGAAACCAUAUGCAUGUAAGCAAUGUGGCAAAACUUUCAGCACAAAGAAAUAUUUUAGAACACAUGAAAGAAGUCACAUUAGUGACAAAGCUGAGUGCGUGCAAGCAGUGUGGCAAAGCUUCCAGCACAAGGUGUGAUUGUCAAACUUACGAGCAGAGUCACACUUCAGAGAAACUCUACGUACACACUGUGCAAAAGCUUUUAGCAGAAAACGUUGAGAACUUGAAAGGACUCACAAUGGUGAAAAACCUUAUGUAUGCAGACAAUGUGGGAAAGCUGUCAGCCUACAUGAUCAUUGCCGGUGACAUGAAGGAUCACAGAAGUAGUUUCACAUACAUGAAAUAAAUUAUGCUUGAGAAAGUAUACACAAAGGAAAGGCCUCUGUAGCCAUUAACAAGCCUCCCAUGUAUAUGAACAAGGAAGAGUACGACAACUCACGGAAGUGACUUAGACGUGAAUGAGACUGAGAGCCUUUUCUUGUAAACAGUAUAACAUCAUGGAUCAUCACAUACAUGAAAAAUUCAUAUUGAGACUUAAUAUGUCAGCAAUGUGGGUGUUUUUUAAAUUAACACAAAAUACUGCACAUGAUAGGGAACAUUACAUGGAAACAUAGCAAACCUUCAGUUCUUCCACGUACCUUGAAAUAUAUGAAAGAAGUCCUAUGGAAGAGAAAUUCUGUUUAAUGUGAGAAAGCAUUUUAUGAUGCCCAUAACAUCACAAAACAAAUUCUUAAGUGUCAGUAUAAAUACAAAAAAUGAGAACUCUAUUCUUUACUAUUUUGAAUAAAGCAUGAUAUUGCACAGUGGAGAAAGUUCAUGCCAAUGUUUGUUAUGUGGGAAUACCUGUAGUCACUUUGGUUUCAUUUAUGUCACCAAAAAAAAAAUUAUAAGAAAUUGUUAAUAUAAGGGUUGUACACAAGUUAUUAGUUGUCCUAUACGCAAGAGUGAACACUGUAUCGAAACACUUCGAAUGUGCAAAGGUCUCAGUUAUAACUCGCGUAUUCCACAUCCUUUUGAUCACUUUUUUUUUUUUU